AUGUCUUCGGCUGAAGGCGCAGCCGAACAACCAGCCCAUGAACAGGUAUGGAUGCUAAUCAACGCUUUCAGGGAUUAUUAGGUGCCGACAUAAAGAACCCGCCAUAGUUUUCCCGUAAUUUCCUGUAAAAAAUGGCGGGUUCUUUAUGCCGGCACUUAAUACAUGGUUAUAGCCUCAAGUCUUGAGCUGUGUAGAUAUUUUAAUCUAAAGCUCUUGUGUAGCCACAAACAUAAAAACUGUAGCGAGGCGUGGGUCGUGAUGAGUAGCAUCUGAAAAUUUUAAAAUUAUAAACGUUUUGAAAAAAAAAUUAAAAAAGGUCUUUAGUUUACUGAGCCUAAGUCUACUAAGCCUAAGCCUACUAAACCUAAGCCUACUAAGCCUAAGCCUACUAAGCCUAAGCCUACUAAGCUUAAGCCUACCAAGUUUAAGUCGACUAAACCUGAGUCUACUAAGACUAAGUCUACUAAGCCUAAGCCUGCUAAGCCAAAGCCUACUAAGCUUAAGCCUACUAAACCUAAGCCUAUUAAGCCUAAGUUUACUAAGCCUAAGCCUACUAAGCCUAAGCCUAUUAAACCUAAGCUUACUAAGAAUAAGCCUAUUAAGCCUACUAAGUCUAAGUCUACUAAGCCUAACAAGCUUAGGCUUACUAUUAUUAAGCCCGUUAGCCUUGUAUUUAUAAAAGUAGGGUAUGGUAGGGUAAGGUAGGAUAAUUUCAAAAUCGCUCCCUCCCCUCUUUUUUCUAUUUUCAACCCAAAAACUAAAAGGAAAGUCAAGUUCCUUUCCGAACGGCAGCUCAUCGCAGAAUGACCAUUAAAAUUUAAUUUUUUUUGUUUAUGUUUACUUCCUCCCCCCUCUCGACCGACCCAUUGCACUCUAUAACAUUUUGCGGGGAAAAACACACAUUCCUUGUCCCCCCUGUUGUGUAUCUCUACGUCAAUUCGUGUUUCGUUGGAGAGUCUUGUGUUCUUUGACCCGGGCUAUUUAUAACCCGUUCGCUUUGUUUUGUCCAUGCUCUUUCAAGGUUCAAAGACGAGCGGAGAAAGGGCUUUAUGAAUUGAACUCUCUUUCACCUCCUUUCAAUUCUUUAAAACUUAAAAGAUAAUGUUAGGACUAAGCCCAAGGCUACUAAUUGUAAUGCUAACAGUAAGCCUACUAAGUUGCAGUCUUCUAAGGUUAGGCCUUUUAAACCUGGGUCUUUUAAGAAUAAGCCUAUUAAUUUAAAGCUUACUGAGCUUAAGCUUAAUUUUUCUUUAAACAUCGACCUUUUAAGCCUAGCUUAAGCCUACUAAACUUCAGUUUACUAAGUUUAAGCCUGCUAAGCACGAGCUUGUCAAGUCUAAACCUACUGUCUAAGGUCUCCAUUUGUAAGCCUGCUAAGCUUAAGCCUAAUUUUUCUUUCCUUCUGAGCCUAGAUUAAGCCCACAAAGUCUAAGCCUACUAAGUUUAAGCCUGCUGAGCCUCAUCUUGCCAAGUUUAAGCCUAAUAAGUUUAAGAAAUCUAUUUGUUCUAGGCUACUGAGCGUUAAUCUACUAAGCCUGAGUUUACUAAGCCUAAGAUUACAAAGUUUGAGCUUACGAAGCCUAAGGCUACUAAGCCUAAGCCUACUAAGCAUAAGAUUACUAAGCCUAAGCGUGCUAAGCUUGAUAAGCAUAAGCCUAAGAUUACUAAAGAUAAGCCUAACUAAGAGUAAGCCUUCUAAGCCUAAGCCUUUCAAUCUGAAAGAUUAAAAACCAUUUUUUCAAUGUUUUUUUCGCGCAAUUUGAACGCGAAAUUGGUUUGAAAUUUCUCGUUUUCGGAGCGCUAAUCUUGUUUUUGCGUGUAAAACCCGAAUUCCUCAGGGUAGAAUUUUGCUCUGUUUUUCGAAACAAAAAUCUCAUUUUCCCGAUGUCUCAUUUCCGUUCGAGAGCGGGGGAAAUGACGUUAUAUCCAUUCGUACUUAACCAACUUUUUUUCGUUUUGAGCCCUAAGGGAUUUUAAGGCAGUUUUGAAACUUUGAAGUUUUAAGGGUUUUGGAAGGGAGGGGUGGAGGGUAAUUUUAAAGUUUUUAGGGCGUUUUAAGAGAUGUCUUGUGCGUAUAACCUAAGAUUUUUUCAAAUUUUUAAAAAUUUUUUGAAAAAUUUUAAAAUAAAAAACUUUGAUAAUUCUAAAAAAAAUUUUCCCGCCAAAACAUUAAUAUUAUUAUGACUUUUUAUUGCUGAUAAAAAUGUUUUUUUUUCAUUUUUCUUUUCGAAAAACACCUGUUACAGGUCUUAUGAUUGAAGAACGGAACUCUAUCGCAAUUAAAAAACGAUCAAAUGACUUGGUUGUGAUAAGAAAUAAAAAGUUGGGGGAAAGUGGGAAAAGGAAGGAAGAGAUAUAAGGAAGGAGCGAGAUAUUAAUAGAGAACUGAAGGACUAAAAGACCAGCUUUAGUUUUAAAAGACGAAGAUUCAGGCUUAAAAGAUAAGUUCUAAAUUUUAAAAAAUACUUUUGGGGACGACAAACUGGCUUUAAACUUAAAAGUGAAAGUUUAGGCUUAAAAAUUACUCUAAGACAUACUAAGUGAAUUUAGGACUUAAAAAUCAAUUUUUAGGCUUAAAACGACUUUUAUGCUUAAAAACAAAAUUUAGCCUUAACAAGUAAGUUUUGAGAUUAAAAACAAAUUUUAGGCUUAGAAAACAACUUAUAGGCUUAAAAAUUAACUUUUAAAUUUAAAAGCCAAGUUUUAGGCUUACAAAACAACCUUUAAGCUUAAAAAGAGCUCUUAGGUACAAAUAUAAAUUUUUAGGCUUACAAAGCAACUUCUAGGCUUACUAAUCGACUUUUAUGCUUAAAAACAACUUCUAGGCUAAAGAACAACUUUUAGGUUUAAACAAUAACUUUUGGACUCACAACUCCUAGCAUGACUUUCGAAUUUAUAAAAUAUUUAUAAGCUUCUGCAAGCCAUCCUUAUCUUUUCCCUUUUUCAUUAUAUUAUAGUAGUUGUCCUUGAAAUAAGCCCUCUCUCUUAUGCUCAUGCCUCUGUUCUUUGCUCUCGUUCUUUGAUCGAAUGAAAAACAAUUUGAAUUUGGAGCAUGAAAGAGACGAUUAGAGAUGACAUAAGUAAACAAACAGCUUAUAAAUUACAACAAAGUUCACAUCAGCUCACGGUGACGUCAGGGGUUUGGAGCUCGGUUUUUGAAAUAUAAACAAAAAAGAGAGGAGGGGGAGGAAGCUGAAGUACAAUUUUGCUUUAGGUAAACCUAGAGGUAAGAAAGAGGGAGGGGGGGGAUGUUAGGGAAGUACAAUAACGUUUCAAGGAGAUACGGUAGAUGGGGGGGGGGGGGGGGAGGAUUAAGUAGGGUAUGAUAAGGUAGGGUAGAGUACGAUAAGGCAAGAGUAGGGAAAGGCUAGGACAAGGCUAGAGCAAGGCUAAGACAAGAGAGAUAAGAAAGGGGGGGGGGGGGGUAGAGUAAAGUAUGAUAGGGUAGGGUACGGCAAGGCAAGGCAAGGCAAGGCAAGGCAAGGCAAGGCAAGGCAAGGCAAGGCAAGGCAAGGCAAGGCAAGGCAAGGCAAGGCAAGGCAAGGCAAGGCAAGGCAAGGCAAGGCAAGGCAAGGCAAGGCAAGGCAAGGCAAGGCAAGGCAAGGCAAACAUAGGGUAGAAAAACCCCUCAAAAUUCUUAAAAUUUCCCAAAAACCGACGUCACAUUUGCUCGCCCAGCUGUCCCCUGCUUCCGUUGGGAGCACGUGACAGCUCGCGAUCUCAUUAUCGGAAGGCGGGUCAAUUCUAUUAAUAGUCGGGGCUCGCUCUCAAUGAAAUUCCCACAAACAAAUGACGUCAAGGGGGGGGGAGAGAAGGAGCUCGGAAUGAACUCUUUCAAGCAAUUUGCAAAAAACGUGUUUUCCUGAAUUUUGUUUCAAAUUUUGCCCUUAGGGUUUCAAAGGAAUUAUUUUGGGUUAAGGGCUUGGGUUGAAUAGGGGGGGGGGGAUGGGUGGAGAUGGAGGUUUGUUAUAGUAAAGAGUGGAGUAAGGGAAAAAUUGGAGGUAGAUCAAUGAAGAAGGAGGAGUAGAUCAACGGGUAGAUUAACGAAAGGUGGGGGUAGAUCAAAGAUUACAAAGUUCCACGUUUUAGGCUAGUUUAAGAGCCGACUUAGGCUUAAAAACUUUUGAAAUUUUAGAUUUAGGCUUACUACUUAAUUUGCUUUACUAUUUUUCUUGAAAAAAUUCAAAAAUUUUAGGCUUAGCUUCUAGUUCUCUUAUUUUAAGCCUACCAACCUAAAUAUUACCUUUUUAGCCAUGUUUUUGCUAAAAAAACAAAAAACUAAUUUUCAAACGAAGCCAGAACGGUCAAAAGCAAGAGCUUAUGUCUUCUCAAGGUCAUUUUGAUCAACUGUCUCUCUCUUAGCUUUAAAUUUAAAAAAACUGUCUUUAAGUGACCAAACAACAAUAUCUUUUCAUAAAAAAAACUUUUUUGUUCCCGUCUUUGACAAACAAAUAAAAAUGAGCUUGAAACCCACGCCCCAUCUCAACAACAAUAUCAACAAGAGCCGAGGGUAAAUAGAGCCGCCUCUGUAAUUGAUAUCCUGCCUCAAGGGCUUUAAUUUCAAAAAAUAAAAUUUUUAAAAUUUAAAAAAAAAUUUAAAAAAUAAAAUUUUUUUUUCGAAAAAUGUCAUUUUUAAUCCAUCGUAACACCCUUUUUCUAAUUUUCAAGCUAAAACUACGUUGUAAAACCAAUUUGAUCACUCUUCGGAUAAAAAAGCCCGCGCAGUUGUUGAUUCAGCUGCGCCCAAAUUUAGAGAUUUCUUUUUUUUCCUUUUGGCCAAAUUUGGUAAAAUAAACUUUAUUUUUGGAAUUAAAAAUGCACUUUUAUUGAAUUCUAAGCAGUUUUUUUAAUUUCUACUUUAAAUAUUCUCUUUUGUUACCUAUAAAUAUUGUUUUUGAAGGAUUUUAAAGUUUUAUUGCCUCAAGGACUUAUUUUUGAUAAUAAAAUGGUUUUAAUGGUCUUUUAAAGAUUUUGUUACCUAAAGUUUAAUUUUUUUUAUUUUUAAAAAUUUGUUACUUAAAAUAUUGUGCUAGCCGGAUUUUAAAAGUUUUUAUGUCUCAAGGGCUUAAUUUUGAUGAAGAUUUUGUUACCUAAAAUUUUAAUUUUGUUAUAAUUUGUUACCUAAAAUUUGAUUUUUUAAUAAUUUGUUAUCUAAAAUUUAUAAUUUUUAAAAUAUUGUUACCUAAACUUAAUUUUUAAAAAUUGCAGCGGCUGGAACAACCACAACAACAUCAGCAACAAGCGACACUGCAGAUCGCCGCCGGUGCCGCUCCAGCUGCGCCCGGCACACCGCAGAACGUGCAACACUCGCCGGGCCAACGGCGGCCGCCAAUGCAAUGGCCGCCCAAAAGCGACGCCGGGGAUCAGCCCCAAAUGCCGCCCUACCUACCUCCCGGCUACCCGCCCCAGGCUUACUGGCCACCACAGGCGCGGUUCAUGUAUCCGGAAGGGCAACAACCGCCACAGCAACCAGGCUUCCCCGGCCAUCCGUAUUAUCUACAGGUAGGGGUUUAGUUCAUAUUUACUCUGUAAAGAAAGUUCUUGCCAUUUUUUGUUUUGUAAAGAAAUUUCUUGCCAUAUUAUUGUUUGUAAAGAAAGUUUUUGCCCUAAACUAACUUAAAGUAAUAUAUUUUUCAAUGUUCAGGUACCUCAACAACAAUUCCUUUCAAACCAACAACACCCCCAAACGUCGACUGCUGAUGAAGGUGAGAAAGCAAAUACAAAUCCACCACAACAGUCUCCACAUCAUCCCCACUACAAUAUUAACAUGCAGGUAAGGUUUAACUUUUUUUUGGAUUUUUGAAGUUUAGGUAAUAAUAAUGGAAGAAACUGAUCUGAACUUGAAUUUUAUGAAAUAAAAUGACCUUUUUAGGGUUUGGAAAGUAAGAUUAGAAUAAGAUUGGAAGGAUAGGACGGGAUUGGGUAGGGUGGGGUAAAGUAGAGUAAAUUAGGGUAGGGCAGGGUAAGGUCAAGUAGAGUAAAAUGAGGUAAUUAGGGGUGAAAAAAGUGCUAAAAAUGGUUGUUUUUGAAAAUUUCAGGCCAUAACAUUUUAAAAACCAGUUGAAAUUUAUAAUUUUUGGCUUUUUUUGGGUAACAAAUCUUGAAAAAAAAAUGAAUUUUGAAAAAGUGUGAAGGACAAUAUUGAUCAGAACUUAAAAUAUAAGCAAUUUUAGGUAACAUUUGUUGAGUUUUUUAAACUUAAGUAAAAUUUUGAAAAUUUAGGUAACUUUUUUUUCAAUUUUUGGAAAUUUUAAGCAACAAUUUAAACUUUUUUGAUAAUUUAGGUAACGCUUUCGAAGUUUCUCAAAUUUAGGUAAAAUUUUUCAAUUUUAGUAAAAUUUAGGUAACAUUUUUUGAAAAUUUUAAAAUUUAGGUAAUAUUUUUGAAAAAUUGUCACAAAAGUGUCGUUUUUAACAAUAUAUUGACCAUUUCAAAAAUAUUUUCAAAUACGCCUUCAAAAUUAGCUCCACAUGCAUUUUGGUUUCUCGAAAAAGCAGCGUUUUCAUACCUAAAAAAUUCGCUUCGAAUCCUAUUUCUCUGCCCCUCUCUCGAAACCCAACCAUUCCUCGCUCUCUAACUCACUCCACGUUACGCCCGCUCUCUCGCUAGCCACUUGCAUAAUAACGCGGUUAGCUGCUGCUUCCAUUUGGCUGAGCGCGGUCGAAAAUUGGAAGCGUUCACUAUAUUUUGAGAACAACGUUUCUUGACCAAUGUUUUGGCAAAGUUUGGCCAAAAUGGAGUCAAUAAUGGUCGGUUUUGAAUGGCUUGAGGGGAGGGGGAGAGGGAGGGGUAAAAGUGGGAGUUGGUGGGAGAAAAAAUCGAUUUUUUGAGAGGUUUUAAGGGGUGAAAAUGAGCUUUUUUAAUGAGUUUUUAGGCUUGAAAAUGAAUUUUUUAGGUCGGAUAGGGUUGUGAAUUGAAUUGCCUAAGGGCUAUAAGUUUAAAAAUGAUGUUUCUUAUGAAUUCUAGGCUUAAAAAUGACUCUUCUUAUGAAUUCUAGGCUUAAAAAGGACUCUUCUUAUGAAUUCUAGGCUUAAAAAUGACUCUUCUUAUGAAUUCUAGGCUUAAAAAGGACUCUUUUUAUGAAUUCUAGGCUUAAAAAUGACUCUUAUGAGUUUUAGGCUUGAAAAGGGCUCUUAUUAUGAGUUCUAGGCUUAAAAAUGGCUCUUCUUGUGGAUUUUAGGCUUGAAAAUGAGCUUUUUAAUGAUUUUUUAGGUUUAAAAAGACUCUUAUUAUGCGUUAUAGGCUUAAAAAUGACCCUUCUUAUGAGUUUUAGGCUUGAAAAAGAGCUUUUUAAUGAUUUUUUAGGCUUAAAAAUGACUUUUCUUAUGAGUUUUGGGCUUAAAAAAGGACUCUUAUUAUGAGCUCUAGGCUUAAAAAUGACUCUUGUUGUAGAUUUUAGGCUUAAAAAUGAGUUUUUUGUGUGUUUUAGGCAUAAAAAAGCUUUUUUAAAUUUUAAACUCUUAUCAUUUCAGCGGCCAAUGCCCGCAGGCCAACCGCCAAUGAUGAUGGCCCAACAACCCCCUCAACCCCAACAGUACCCACCCUCAGCCAACGCUCAUCUCUUAAAGCCGGUACAACGCGAAGCAGUGGACAAACUAGUCGGGGUACCAACAGAACUAGUACCGCCCAGUGUGAUGCCACAGAGACGCGACUUCUUCGAACAACUCGUACUGUUAAACGAACAACACAAUGAAACACUCACAGCACCGCCUCAGGUCUCGAAAAGCCCGGUCGAUCUGCAUCGACUGUACAUAGCGGUCAGGAAGGCCGGAGGGUUCAAAAAGGUAAAAUUUUCAUUUUUUGGUUUGAAUUUUAGACUUUUGGGGCAUUUUGUGAAACCUAUGGAGUUUGCUGUACCUUUUAAACCUAAUUUCCUACCAUUUCCAAUACGUUUUUAAUUAAAAAUGGCACAAAAUCCAAACCCACCUCUAAUAUUCACCAUCCUUCAGGUGUGCGACGACAAAUCCUGGAAAGGCCUAUGCCGCGAAGCCAACCCAUCAAUGACCGAGUCCUCGGCAGCUGGCUACCAACUCCGAAGGCAUUACCAAAAAUACCUGCUAGCGUUGGAGUGUCGCGAGACUGGAGCCGACAUGAGCGAACUCAUCGCAUAUGCCGAGAAGUUGAAGAAGAAGAAAAAAGAGAAGGAGCCGGUACCAGGUGGGCCAAGCUCAGUAGGCCAGCCAGGUCAACCAGGCACUCCAGCACCCGCUCACAAUCCACCAACUCCAAACUCCAUCAGAUCGGCCGUAACACCAACUCCAGCCGCUGCAACUCCAGGCCCGCCAGCUCAAGCUACACCGGUUUCGGCCGCGGCAGCAGGUAGGUUUAUAUUUAUUCUAAAAAUUUUUUGGUUAAAACGGGUGUUAAAUUAAACUUUAAAACCGCUCGCAAAAGACAUUAUUUAUGAAUAAUAUGUAUUACUAGGGCCUUUGUUGAAAGUUUUGUCAACAAGUUUUGUUGUUUUGAAAGGUGGUCAAUAAGUUAUGGCACAAAAUCAAUUUUUGAAAAAAUUUGAAAUUUUGGAUUUUUUUCGUAUAAAACAUUAUAUUUUUGACCAAAAACGAAACGUUUAAGUUAACUGUGACAACGGGUUAAAGGGUUAAUAUGACUGUCGCCAAAGUUAAUAAUAAUUGGUUACUAUGGUGAAGAGAUACGUAGUGUUUUGACAAAUACAUAUUGAGUAUGGUGAAGACGAAGGUCUUGGAAGAAUUUAGUGAGGGGAGGUAAAAUACGGCGCAGGUGACUAUAGGUGCUCAUGAAAACGCGUAGAAAUAUGACCUUAAAAAACAUAGAAUUUGAUUUAAAGUUGUUGUCACCAUGCCUAUAAUGGCUAUCACAACCCCUAAAAAGGCUAAGGUUAUCAAACCUGUAAUUCACCAGACCAGGGACGUCGCAAGGUGAAUCCACCAUUAUUGAGGAGGGGCCCCUAG
Messenger RNA from Bursaphelenchus okinawaensis, 8930 nucleotides. Lineage: Eukaryota; Metazoa; Nematoda; Chromadorea; Rhabditida; Aphelenchoididae. The record is from the annotation of a GenBank genome assembly.